UCAUACUUUCUUUCGUGCUGAACCUUCAGUUCAAUGUUUUUUUUAUAACCGGGGUUUAUUUUGUAUUACAAAAUGACGUUCAAUUUUUUAACUUUUUCGCUUAUAAUCUGUUUGUUGCAGUUUUCCCAAUCAAAGGAUAUCCCCCAAGACUUGCUUAGAUGUCGCCCUACUGAUGAUGAUUGUUUGGUCAAAACGGCAAAUGAUAUUUUACGCAGCCACCCUAACGGAUAUCCUGAAUUAAAUCUUGACAAUCUCGAGCCUUUUUCUAUGGGUGUCAUUAGAAUUAAAGGUGAUUCUUCAAAACCAAUUAAUUUUGAUUUGGAAAUGACAAAUUUGACAAUCAGUGGAUAUUCGAAAAUGACUUUUACUAAAUUCAGUGGUUUCAAAGAUGAACCAAAAGAUUUAGUUAUUGAUACAGAAUCUUUUGUCGAUGAAAUUGAAAUUAAAGGAAAAUAUAAAGUUUCCGGAAAGAUGUUACUCUUUCCUAUAACUGGAGAUGGUGAUUUAAGUGUCAAAAUAUAUGGCCUUCAAGUUAAAUUUCGUGCAAAACCAAAAGUUGAAGUUAGAAACGGAAAAGAAUAUCUCAGAUCGGAUUACUAUAAAAUAAAAGCUAAAGCUGAUAAAAUGACAGUGAAAUGUUCAAAUUUAUUCAAUGGUGAUAAAGUUCUAAGUGAAAGUAUGCACAAAAUUUUAAAUGAGAACUGGCAAGUUUUGUUUGAAGAAAUGCAUGAAGAUUUUGCUAAUCAUCUAGCUAAAGUCAAUGGAGAUACUUUAGAUAAAACUAUGAAGGAUUUUGCCUACAAUGAAAUCUUUUCCAAGGACUUGAUUCGAUGUCGACCUACUGAUGAUGAAUGCUUGGUCAAAGUAGCAAACGAUAUUCUUCACAGCCACCCUAAUGGAUAUCCUGAAUUGAAUAUUGACAAUCUUGAGCCCUCUCCUAUAGGUGCCAUAAAAAUAAAGGGUGAUUCUUCAAAGCCAGUUAAUUUUGAUUUGGAAAUGACAAAUUUGACAUUCAGUGGAUAUUCGAAAAUGACUUUUACCAAAUUCAGUGGUUUCAAAAAUGAACCAAAAGAUUUAGUUAUUGACACUGAAUCUUUGUGUGAUGAAGCUGAAAUCAAAGGAAAAUAUAAAGUUUCUGGAAAGAUGUUACUUUUUCCCAUAACUGGAGAUGGUGAUAUUAGUAUCAAAAUUAAUGGUCUUCAUAUAAAAUCUCGUUCAAAGCCCAAAACUGAAUUGAGAGAUGGAAAAGAAUAUCUAAAAACGGAUUAUUAUAAAAUAAAAGCUAAAGCUGAUCAUAUGACAGUGAAAUGCUCAAAUUUAUUCAACGGUGACAAGGUUUUAAGUGAAAGUAUGCACAAAAUUUUAAAUGAAAACUGGCAAGUUCUAUGGGAAGAAAUGGAAGCUAGUUUUGAUGAACAACUGUCAAAAGUCAAUGGAGAAACUUUAGAUAAAGUUAUGAAUGAUUUUCCGUACAAGGAAUUAUUUUUAAUUGAUUAAUGAAGCAAAAAAAUUAAGAACUCGUUAUUUUAAACAUAUUUGGCUCUUAUUAAAAAACUUGUUUUUCUUUGUAAUGUAUUAACGUGAAUGAAAUUUCUUUACUGUGGUGU
Messenger RNA from Episyrphus balteatus (marmalade hoverfly), 1607 nucleotides. Its product is annotated as protein takeout-like. NCBI's taxonomy places the organism in Eukaryota, Metazoa, Arthropoda, Insecta, Diptera, Syrphidae. Bases 73 to 1497 code for a protein of 474 amino acids. The transcript is spliced from 7 exons. The record is from RefSeq and is a predicted model, not a curated record.